Echinops telfairi (small Madagascar hedgehog) is the source of this 1027-nucleotide messenger RNA. RefSeq names its product coiled-coil domain containing 174 (gene CCDC174). Gene Ontology annotation, cellular component: nucleus. Bases 53 to 1027 code for a protein of 324 amino acids. The record is from RefSeq and is a predicted model, not a curated record. The transcript has 8 exons. Lineage: Eukaryota; Metazoa; Chordata; Mammalia; Afrosoricida; Tenrecidae.
CGGCCCGGAGCGCCGUGGAGCGUCUCCUCGCCCGGGACGCCCCAGCGGGACCAUGGACCGGAGGAAAAAGCCUUUGGAAGUCACUGCCUCCUCGCUAGUGGAUCUUAAAGCUGAACUCUUUCGAAAACAAGAAGAAUUCAAACAAGAAAAACUUCUAAAAGAUUCUGGAGUUUCAGGAAAACCAAAAUCAACGAAUAAGAAACCAAAUAUCUGGAGCAAACAGAAUGCGGGCGUUUCAAAUCGAGCUGAGAAGGACGCUGAGCAGAAGCUGGAGGAACAGAAGACGUUAGACAAAGCGAGGGAGAAAUUGGAAGAAAAAGCUAAGUUAUAUGAGAAAAUGACUAAAGGAGACUUUAUAGAUGAAGAAGUGGAAGACAUGUACCUUGUGGAUUUCACACAGAAGAUCAUAGACAAGCGCAGGGAAAUAGACGCAUGUGGUGCAAAUAGUGGUUCUAGGAAGGAGGAAGCACGGGAGGAUGACGAAGAAACCCUUUCUGACAGAGACAUACCUCCUCCCCAAGACCCCAGUGAAGAAUGGGUGGACUAUGUAGAUUCCUUAGGACGAUCCCGGCGCUGUAUGAAAAAGGAUUUGCCACAUCUGCUGGAGAUGGAUAAAAAUCUUCAGGGGAGACUAAUUGGGCUUCAAGCACAUAAUCUUGUAACUUUCUGUUCUGUUCAGACAACAGACCAGAGAACAAAGCGAGAAAACAUAAAGGAAAAGCGAAAGGCUGUGCUAGAAGCAAGGCUUGCCAAGCUCCGACAGAAAAAGAUGAAACAGUCCAAUGGAGAUGGAACAGAGAGAGAAAACGGGGCUGAAGACAGUAUUGGGCCUUUGGCUGCAGAACCAGAAGCCGUGCCAGUGCCCCCCAUCACUGCUCAGAGCAGCAAAGUGGAAGUCAUCGUCCAGGAGAGGAAGGACACCAAGCCAGGAGUGCCAUAUAUUCGGGAGUGGGAUAGAGGCAAAGGUAGGAGAGGACACUCCCCCACCCACCCACCCCCAACCCGACUGCCACCAGUGGGCCCGUGA